ACACAAGAAAUGUAAAUCGCAUCAGGCCACCUGGUGCGACGAGUUCUGACUGAGAAGACUGCUGGUGAGGGGCAUUGAUCUAGGUCUCCUACGUGAGAAACCACUCACCCAACCAAUUUUAAUAGGGUAAUAUAAGAUACAAGUAAAAAGUAAUCUAGAAAGUACUUAGUCAAAAUUCAAAGGUAGCUGACUAGUUUGAUACGCGGAAUGCAAUAAACCAUUAAUUCACUCUUUUCAAUCUCAGCCUCCACAAAAUAUACAGUUAACUAAACUUAAGGAGUGACUCAAGCAACUAUCUUCGCUCCACCAUUAGACAAAAUUAGUGGAGAGAGAUAGAGAGAAAUAACCCCCCAAAUACACAAGGAUAUGAAAUGAUAACAGAUUAGUGCAUGUUCAAGAACAUUCACUCUAAUUAAGGGGAAUAAAAAAGAAAAAAAGAAAAAAAAAGAAAGAGGCAGAAUACGAGGGUUGAAUUGAUCAUCAUCCCAUUUUUUUCAUAAUGGCACAAAUGCAACCUGAGAAAGUUGCUUCUAGUGUCCAAGAAUCUACUCCAGAAUUUGUUGCUAAAGUUGAUAUGAAUAUUAAUAAUAAUAAUGUUAAUGGUGGCUCUUUCAAGUUCAAUGUUCAGGCCCCUGCAUUCGUGCCAAGAAAAUCACAUGCCACGUCAAUCCCAUGCAUUUCAGGAUAUUUUUAUCCAUGCAGUUUUCAAUAUGUUAAUACUGGGGCUAAUACAACAAUAUAUGGGGGUGAUCAAGACACUACCUCCUUUGUUCAAGAGCCAAGUUUUGUUUCAUCCCUCUCUCAGAAAGAUAUCCUUCCUGAUGAGCUCAAGCUAAAAGUCAUCAAACAGGUUGAAUACCAACUUAGUGACAUGAGCUUGCUCGCGAAUGAGAGCUUGUUGAAACAGAUGAACAAGGACGCUGAAGGUUUUGUUCCCAUUUCUUCUGUUUCGGCUACAAAGAAAAUCAAGUCCCUCAUCACCAACAACCAAUUAACACUUUCUCAAGCCCUCCUAUCCUCUACAAAGCUGAUUGUAAGCGAUGAUGGCAAGAGGGUCAAACGAAAAAUGCCAUUCACUGACAAAGAUAAAGAGGAAUUGCUGUUACGCACUGUGGUGGCUGAGAAUUUACCGGAUGAUCACUCCCAUCACAACAUUGAGAAAAUAUUUAAUGUUGCUGGAAGUGUCAAAACCAUCCGAGUAUGCCAUCCCCAAGAUCCUAACACACGAACUAGAGGAGACUUGGGCAUCAGCAGUAAGCUUCAUGCACUAAUAGAGUUCGAGCAUCCAGAGGCCGCUGAGAAAGCAGCGGAGAAGCUAAAUGAUGAGAGGAACUGGAGAAAAGGCCUUCGAGUGAGGUUGCUGCUCAGACGUUCACCAAAGUCUGUUCUAAAGAGCAGGAAGUCAGCGUUUGAUGGCUGUUUAGAUGAUGAAGAUUGGUUGAGUUCUGAAUUGACAGAUGAUGCUAAUCACUCAGAAGUAGUGGAUACUAAUGUUGAAGAGACUUUAGCAACAACAAAGAAAAUAUGGGGUAAAGGGCGUGGGAAAAGUACACGACAAGUGCAACGAAAUCAAAUGUACAGUGGUCGUGGCUUGCUUUCCUCGUCUCCACAAGGCAGCACAUAUGAAGCACCACCAGUGAAACAGGCCGCUCCAAAAGGACCAAGAAUGCCAGAUGGAACCAAAGGUUUCACUAUGGGAAGAGGGAAGCCCCUGAGGAGUAUUAAUGUUCAAACUGGAGGAGUACAUGUUGUAUAAAUGGAAGAUGAUCAAUUUUGCCCCGGUUUUAUUACUCAGUAUUCACUUGGUAGUACCCAUGGAAGUUCUCUAGUCGAAUUCUUUUUGGUUAAAGAUAUUUAUGUCAAUAAUUCUAGAACUAAAGCAAAAGUGUAUAGGUUAACUACGGCUAUGGCUUCCUUGAGACUACCAAUUUUGUUUUGUACAUUUCUUUUUUCGUGAAAAUUACAUGGGGAAUAAUACGACUGAGUUUAAGAUUCUGCCUCUCA
This is a messenger RNA of Lycium ferocissimum, 2004 nucleotides long. Its product is annotated as la-related protein 6C-like. The coding region runs from base 500 to 1756 and encodes 418 amino acids. The transcript has 10 exons. The record is from RefSeq and is a predicted model, not a curated record. Gene Ontology annotation, cellular component: nucleus. Gene Ontology annotation, molecular function: mRNA binding. Lineage: Eukaryota; Viridiplantae; Streptophyta; Magnoliopsida; Solanales; Solanaceae.